CGCCCGGUGCCUCACGUGACCUGGCCGGCAGCUAGGCGAAGAUGGCCACCGUGUCUUCGGGUUGAAGGAUACGGGGCGCUCCUCAACCGCCUUCCCAACCACCGCCGCUACUUCUACCGUACCGCCACCACGACAACAGCAGUAGCAGCGCCGUCUUCUUCCAAACGCUCGUCCUCGGCCGCUCCCUUUCGCUGAUAACUGGCAUUGUGGAACCUGACUGCUAAGGAUGGCUAAUCUGAUGUCUCAGAGUUUGGUGACUUAUGUGGAAGAAGAAAAUGUUCCUGCUUUGAAAGCAUUUCUUGAGAAGUGCAAAGAUGUGGAUGAGAGGGACGAGAAUGGUCAGACUCCUUUAAUGCUAGCUGCAGAGCAAGGCAAUUUAGAAAUUGUCCAAGAACUGAUAAAAAAAGGCGCCAACUGUAACUUGGAAGAUUCAGAUAACUGGACAGCUCUUAUCUCUGCAUCUAAAGAGGGGCAUAUUGCUAUUGUAUCAGAACUCUUAGCAUGCAAUGUGAAUAUAGAACAUCGGGACAUGGGUGGGUGGACAGCCCUUAUGUGGGCAUGUUACAAAGGCUCUACUGAAGUAGCUGAACUGCUUCUUGAAAGAGGAGCAAACCCAAACAUCACUGGUAUACAAUAUAGUGUGUAUCCGAUAAUUUGGGCAGCAGGUCGAGGCCAUUCUCGUAUUGUGCAACUGUUGCUGCAACAUGGAGCUAAAGUCAACUGCUCUGACAAGUAUGGUACUACACCAUUGAUCUGGGCAGCAAGAAAAGGACAUCUGGAUUGUGUAAAGUAUCUGUUGCAGAUGGGAGCAGAUGUAGAUCAGGAAGGAGCUAAUUCUAUGACUGCACUUAUUGUAGCAGUAAAAGGAGGCUUUACAGAUUCAGUGAAAGAAAUCCUGAAAAGAAAUCCAAAUGUGAACUUAACAGAUAAAGAUGGAAAUACAGCUUUGAUGAUUGCUUCAAAGGAGGGACACAUAGAAAUUGUGCAAGAUCUCCUAGAUGCAGGAACCUAUGUGAAUAUUCCUGAUCGAAGUGGAGAUACUGUGCUGAUUGGGGCUGUCAGAGGUGGUCAUGUUGAAAUUGUGAGAGCAUUGCUUCAAAAAUAUGCUGAUAUAGACAUUAGAGGUCAGGAUAAUAAAACAGCUUUAUAUUGGGCUGUUGAAAAAGGAAAUGCUACCAUGGUAAGAGAUAUUUUGCAGUGUAACCCAGACACUGAAAUAUGUACAAAGGACGGUGAAACACCUCUUAUAAAGGCAACCAAAAUGAGAAAUAUUGAAAUAGUUGAGCUUCUGCUGGACAAAGGAGCAAAAGUUUCUGCUAUAGAUAAGAAAGGAGACACUCCACUACAUAUUGCUAUUCGUGGCAGGAGCCGUAGGCUUGCAGAACUGCUUUUACGAAAUCCUAAAGAUGGCAGGCUACUUUAUAGGCCUAAUAAAGCUGGUGAAACCCCUUACAACAUUGAUUGCAGCCAUCAGAAAAGUAUUUUAACUCAAGUCUUUGGUGCUAGGCACUUGUCUCCUACUGAAUCAGAUGGGGAUAUGCUGGGUUAUGAUCUCUACAGCAGUGCAUUAGCUGACAUUCUUAGUGAACCAACAAUGCAGCCACCAAUUUGUGUUGGGCUGUAUGCCCAGUGGGGAAGUGGCAAAUCUUUCUUGCUCAAGAAACUUGAAGAUGAAAUGAAAACAUUUGCAGGACAGCAGAUUGAACCUUUGUUCCAAUUUUCCUGGCUUAUUGUGUUCCUUUCACUUUCAUUGUGUGGCAGCCUUGGCUUAUUACUUGCAUUUACCGUAGAUGAAAAACUUGGAAUAGCAGUGGCAUUGAGCUUAUUGGCACUGCUAUACGUAUUUUUCACUGUAAUAUAUUUUGGGAGCCGAAGAGAAGGAGAAAAUUGGAAUUGGGCAUGGGUGCUUAGUACAAGAUUGGCAAGACAUAUUGGCUACAUGGAAUUACUUCUUAAACUCAUGUUUGUGAACCCACCUGAGUUGCCAGAGCAAACUACUAAAGCCUUACCCGUCAGGUUUCUCUUUACAGAUUACAAUAGAUUGUCCAGCGUAGGUGGAGAAACCUCAAUGGCUGAAAUGAUUGCCACCCUUUCAGAUGCCUGUGAGAGAGAAUUUGGGUUUUUAGCAACACGUCUUUUUCGUGUAUUCAAAACUGAAGAAACUCAAGGAAAAAAGAAAUGGAAGAAAACUUGUUGUCUCCCAUCUUUUGUUAUCUUCCUCUUUAUUCUGAGCUGCAUUGUUGCUGGGAUCACUCUUACAGCUUAUUUCAAAGUGAAUCCUGAAAACACGACAGUGAAUGCUAUUCUGAUUUCAUUUUUAUGCAUUGUGGGUUUGAGCUUUAUCUUGAACUGUCGCACGUGGUGGCAAGUGAUGGACUCCAUCUUAAAUUCACAGAGAAAACGGCUUCACAGUGCUGCUUCAAAACUACACAAACUGAAGAGUGAGGGAUUUAUGAAAGUUCUUAAAUGUGAAGUGGAGCUGAUGGCAAAAAUGGCAAAAACUAUAGAUAGCUUUACUCAGAAUCAAACCAGGCUUGUAGUAAUUAUUGAUGGAUUGGAUGCCUGUGAACAGGAUAAAGUUUUACAGAUGCUUGAUACAGUCCGAGUCCUUUUUUCUAAAGGUCCAUUUAUUGCCAUUUUUGCUAGUGAUCCCCACAUCAUUAUCAAGGCAAUUAAUCAGAAUCUGAACAGUGUACUAAGAGACUCAAAUAUAAACGGACAUGAUUACAUGAGGAAUAUAGUUCAUUUACCUGUAUUUCUUAAUAGUCGUGGACUCAGUAGUGCUAAAAAGAUGAUGGUAGCUGCGACCACAAAUGGAGAUGUUCCAUAUACAGAUAGUUCAGGAUUUCAUGAAGACAUUGAUCGAAGGAUUUCACAGAAUAGCCUGGGAGAUGUGACUAAGCUUGGAAGUAAAACAGCUCUCAAUAGAAGGGAUACCUACAGAAGAAGGCAAAUGCAGCGUACCAUUACACGUCAGAUGUCUUUUGAUCUGACCAAACUACUGGUUACAGAAGACUGGUUCAGUGAUAUUAGCCCACAGACAAUGAGGCGAUUGCUUAAUAUUGUUUCUGUAACAGGGCGUUUAUUGAGAGCUAAUCAGAUCACUUUCAAUUGGGAUAGGCUGGCAAGCUGGAUCAACUUGACAGAGCAAUGGCCAUACAGAACAUCCUGGCUUAUAUUAUAUUUGGAAGAAACAGAAGGUGUUCCAGAUCAACUAACUUUAAAAACAAUCUAUGAGAGAAUUUCAAAGAAUAUUCCAACAACUAAAGAUGUUGAACCUUUACUAGAAAUUGAUGGUGAUAUUCGAAAUUUUGAAGUUUUUUUGUCAUCACGAACUCCAGUCCUUAUAGCACGAGAUGUAAAAACGUUUUUACCAUGUACAGUGAAUCUUGAUCCCAAACUGCGAGAAAUUAUUGCAGAUGUCCGGGCUGCAAGAGACCAAAUUAAUAUUGCAGCAAUUCCAUAUCCUGCAAUGCCUAUACAAGAUGCGGCUCCCAGAGCAUCAUCAGUAUUUAGUCAGCCAUCAUCAGCCUGCUCUUCAACCCAUUCUUUUAAUGGACCUUUCAAUGGAGGAGUUGUAUCACCACAGCCCCAUAGCAGCUACUACAGUGGAAUGACAGGACCACAGCAUCCAUUUUAUAACAGACCAUUCUUUGCCCCAUAUGUUUACAUGCCAAGGUAUUACCCUGGCAGUUCUCAUCUCACCUCCCGUCCAUCACUAAAACCGAAUUUGUCCAGGGAACAAAGCAAUGGUCUAGGGACAGUCCCUGGAUCAGGAGCAUCCCAUGUUCCUUUGAGCUCAAUGAGCGUAGAUGCUGUGUGUGAGAAGCUGAAACAAAUAGAAGGAUUAGAUCAGACUAUGCUGGCUCAAUAUUCUGCAACUAUAAAGAAGGCUAAUAUAAAUGGUCGUGUUUUAGCACAGUGUAACAUUGAUGAACUAAAACGUGAGAUGAACAUGAAUUUUGGGGACUGGCAUCUCUUCAGGAGUGCAGUACUUGAUAUGAGAAAUGCAGAAAGUCAAGCUGUCCAUGAAGAUUCUCGAACAGUGGCUGAGCAUGCCAACACCAUUCCUCAUAAUGAACUCACUCGGCGUCCAACUCUAAACAACGAAUUACCCCAUACAGAACUUACUGGUCUUCCAGGUCAAGCUCCUUAUGCUCUCAAUUUUAGCUUUGAAGAAUUGAACAAUAUUGGCCUAGAGGAAGCCCCUCCACGUCAUAGCAAUCUAAGCUGGCAGUCACAAGCCCGCCGGACUCCAAGUCUUUCAAGCCUCAAUUCUCAAGAUUCUAGUAUUGAAAUUUCAAAGCUUACUGAUAAGGUACAAGCAGAAUAUAGAGAUGCAUAUAGAGAAUAUAUUGCUCAAAUGUCACAGUUAGAAGGAGGUGCAAGUUCUAGUACAGUGAGUGGUAGAUCUUCACCACAUAGUUCAGCAGCAUUUUAUAUGGGCCAGAGCACAUCCACAGGUUCUCUUCAUUCCAAUAUGGAACAAGAUAAGGGAAAGGAUGCUGAACAGAAACAAGAUGAUGGAAGGAAAUCCUUCUUGAUGAAGCGGAAUGAUGUUGUAGAUUAUAGUAGUUCGGUAUCUACUAAUGAUGCCUCUCCAUUGGAUCCCAUUACUGAAGAAGAUGAAAAAUCAGAUCAGUCUGGAUCCAAGCUUCUUUCUGGGAAGAAAUCUUCAGAAAGAACUAGCAUUUUUCAAGCUGCAGAUCUGAAGUUGAAAGGAGUAGCUCUACGUUAUCAGAAACUUCCAAGUGAUGAAGAUGAGUCUGGAACAGAAGAAUCUGAUAAUACACCUCUACUCAAGGAAGGUAAAGAUCGGAAAAUAGAAGGAAAAGUAGAGAAACAGUCCAAAUCUCCAGAACAUGGCUCUGAGCCCAUCAGAACCUUGAUUAAAGCAAAAGAAUAUUUGACAGAUGCUCUUCUAGACAAAAAGGAUUCCUCUGACUCUGGAGUAAGAUCCAACGAAAGCUCUCCAAAUCAUUCUCUCCAUAAUGAUGGAGAUGACUCACAGCUUGAAAAAGCAAAUCUCAUUGAGCUGGAAGAUGAUGGCCGCAGUGGGAAAAGGGGAAUUCCCCAUAGCUUGAGUGGCCUUCAAGAUCCGACAAUCGCACGUAUGUCAAUUUGUUCAGAAGAUAAGAAAAGUCCUUCGGACAGCAGCUUAAUAGCAAGCAGUCCGGAAGAGAAUUGGCCAGCAUGUCAAAAAGUCUACAAUUUAAAUCGAACACCUAGCACAGUCACCCUGAAUAAUAACAGCGCGCCAACCAAUAGACCCAAUCAGAAUUUUGAGGAGUCUGAUGGCAUCGUAGUAGAACCUCCUCAAAUCAUUUUGUGUCCUGGAUCAAGUUCUAAUUCAGUCGCAGUUCAGAAUGAUAAUAUUAAAGGCGUGACCCAUAAGCGUAGUCAGCGUUCAAGUUAUUCAAGGCUUUCAAAAGAUUCUUCUGAGCUUCUGACCGUUAUUGGUUCUGAUGCUGCAGGCUUUGGAGAAGAGAGAGAGAGUAUUCUUUGAAAGUAAUCCAAGUUAUUACCAUAUUGACUCCAUCUACCUGACUUAUUUAUUUUUAUUUUUUAUACAACCUCCUUUUCUUAGUUCCUCAUCAGAUUUACACAUUUCUUUAUCAUUCCAAUCUACAGCUUGUUUCUCUGUCCUCUGCUCAUGUUUGCUCUUCUCAUAAAACGUAGGGUUGUAAUCCAGUCGAAAUCUUAUAGCUUAGAAUAGAAAAAAUUCACAAUAUAUUGAAAAAUAGUUGAACAAUGGCCAGCAUAAAUGAGCAGCCAUUGAUCAGGUAGAGAUGGUGUUCAAUUUUUCUAGGACGAGGAUAUCUGUUUUGGUCUGCAUGUUGAAAAGUGGUGCUGAGAUAAAAAUGAAUAUCGUACAUCUGCGUAAGAAUCAGUGUAUCAAUUUGAUUUAACAUUUUUAAUUAUCAAAGGGACUGUCUAGAGGUCUACAAAUUUGAUACCUAUGAUUUUACAGUUUUCAAUCCUCUGACACUUUAAAAAGUAUUGAUGUUUAAAUUGCUGGAAUUGAAAUAUUAAAACUCAUUUUUUGCUGGUUUAAAUGAUUUUGUCUUUGGGAAUGUUAUAUUUGUGAUUGCAAAUUUGAGGAAUGAAUACUGCAUGUUUGAAAUGAUAAUUGUACUCAAGAUUUAAGAAUAAAUUGCCUGAUUUUUUUGUUUAAGAAUAAGAAUAGUUCUAAAGUAAUUGUGACCUGUGAUUGUGGUGUUCUAUAGUAUUAUUUUCGAGGGAAUGCUUUGAUGUAAUCUUUUGAAAGUAUUUCUAAUUUUAAACAAUAGUGGCCUUUGAUUAAUGUGUUUUACUUGAUUGUGGAGAGCAAACAGAAUUGGUGGCUUUCAUGGCCUUAGUAUUUAGCAAAAAUGUAAUGUUUGCCUUAUGUAGCAAUGUAGCAUUAAUUAUGUCCAUUUUGUUUUUAGCAUUGUGAAUAAAGUAUCAGUACUUUAUAUGCAAAUGAAAAUGCAUGAUUUUAAAUAGGAUUUGUCUAUUGUAUACAUUCCACUACAAUGGAGGUAAUAAUAAAAUCACAGGCAU
Pseudonaja textilis is the source of this 6543-nucleotide messenger RNA. It is a transcript of the gene KIDINS220, whose product is annotated as kinase D interacting substrate 220. The record is from RefSeq and is a predicted model, not a curated record. Gene Ontology annotation, molecular function: PDZ domain binding; protein kinase regulator activity. Gene Ontology annotation, biological process: nerve growth factor signaling pathway. Lineage: Eukaryota; Metazoa; Chordata; Lepidosauria; Squamata; Elapidae.